Messenger RNA from Lachancea lanzarotensis, 2034 nucleotides. RefSeq names its product LALA0S09e04434g1_1 (gene NDC80). Bases 1 to 2034 code for a protein of 677 amino acids. Gene Ontology annotation, cellular component: Ndc80 complex. The record is from RefSeq and is a predicted model, not a curated record. The transcript has a single exon. Gene Ontology annotation, biological process: attachment of mitotic spindle microtubules to kinetochore. NCBI's taxonomy places the organism in Eukaryota, Fungi, Ascomycota, Saccharomycetes, Saccharomycetales, Saccharomycetaceae.
AUGGAAGAGCCUCAUACGCGAUUUUCACGCGAAUCUAGAGGAAUACUAGAUAGCUUGGAUCCUCAGCGCUUUUCUUCCCAAAUUCCAGCUCCAAUUUCGGGUCGAAGACGAAACAGUACUGCAUCAGCGAUUGGUGGAUCUGGUCUCACAGAUUUGAUCAACAAAAGCGUGGCUAAAACGAGACCAGAAAACACACGACGGCCAUACACAGAUUCAAGAAAAAGCCUGCUGUUGGAUUCUCGAAAGAGUCUGCGUUCUUCACAGCGAACGUCUCUUUUACCCAGUAGUGGCAUUAAUGGUGGUACCAAUGCCACAAAUACAAACAACAAAGAUCCAAGACCUCUAAGAGAUAAAAACUUCCAAAACAUCAUCCAACAAGAAGUAUUCGACUAUCUGCAGGCCCAGAAGUUCGAUGUUCAGGCCAAUCACCCCAUAUCUCUCAAGGCUCUGCGACAGCCUACCCAAAAAGAUUUUAUUUUUGUCUUUAGAUGGCUGUAUCAAAGAAUGGAUCCAGGCUACACAUUUACCAAAUCUCUGGUAUAUGAUGUGUAUGCGAUCUUGAAAACUAUCCAAUACCCUUAUUUAGAGACCAUCAACAAAUCCCAGAUAUCAGCAGUGGGGGGAUCGAGUUGGCCCAAAUUUCUUGGAAUGUUGCAUUGGCUGGUAAAUACUAACAAAAGGUUAGAUGCGUAUCUCCAGAAAGUGGAUUUGACUCUUGUUAGCCAGAACACUCAAGACAUCACGGUACUGCGACAACCCAUAGGUACGGUAGACGAACAGGAGGACAAACAGGAAAAAUACGAACUCAUAGUAGAACGGCUGUUCAUUGACUACAUAGUACAGUCGUACAAAAGUUUCUUGAACUUGGAUGACGAUUAUACCGCGUACAUGAAGGAGUUGGUUUUGGGUUUCGAAAAGUUUACCCAGGUCAUUCAAACCGAUAUCAGCAAUAUAUCGAUGUCAAACAGUCAUCUGUCCGUGAGAUAUCAUGAUUCGGUGGAAAAGGGCAAGGAGGUAAAGGUGGCAAGGGACAAAUUCAACGCUUUGCAAAGCGAUCUAACAAAAUUUCAAAAUUAUGUGAAUGCCAUGCAGCACAAGAGUCAAGAAUGGCCGCGCAAAUUGGAGAAGAUGGAGACAGAAAAACAUCUGAAGGCAGAAGAGGUGAAGAAAACCGAAAAGGAUAUUACUGAAUUGCGCGAGUUGAUAAAAGGCAAGAGCAUGGAGAUUGCCGAAAUCGACAAAUACAAUGUGGAGCGUGAAAGGUUGACGAAAGCUUUGGACACGAUAUCCAGUCAAAUCGAUCAGGCUGUAAGCUCCUUGAAGACUCAAAGACGGGAGACCGAUGGUGCGUACAAGACGCUGAUAGACGUGAGCGAACAAUACCGAGUAUCAACAGACAGUCUCGCCAUGGCUCGGUUGAAGGUGGGUCAUGACACAAGUGACGCUCAAAAGAUAUUUUCGCUCCCCGCCGCGUUCCUUUCGAACUACGAUUUCACACAGAAUGAAUCACAAUUUGAGGUUCCGGAGGGACUGCGGAUCCGUGAGACGAUCAUGCCCGUAUUGUCAAAGUUGAAUGCGACCAUACAGGUUCGAAUACAGGACUUUUUGCGGGAAAACUCGUCGUAUGAGGCACAACUAGACGCAAUUCGUCUAGAAAUCAAUGAAAAGACCAAGGAGCUUGAAUCUUUGGAACACGAGAUGUCCUUGACAAAGUCCCGAUACGAUGCGUUUAAGCAGGAGAGUCAUGGUAGACUAUUGUCUCAGCGCAUCGAAAUUGAGAAAAUGGAAAGAAAACUCCAAAACGCGAAGUAUACGUCCCAUCAGAAGGUGGUUCAAGCAGAGCAAGACGUCGAGAAUACAAAACUUCGAUAUGAAGAAUUGAAAUUGUCCUUAAACCGGGAGAAAAACAACUUGUAUUCCAAAGUCAUAAAUGUCAUCGACUAUGUCAGCACCUUCAAGAUAAACGUCCAGUCUUCAGUGGAAAAUUUGGAACUACUUGCAGUUGAGAAGCUGAACGAAGUGAAAUCGGAAUAA